This is a messenger RNA of Haliotis rufescens (red abalone), 1158 nucleotides long. Its product is annotated as putative per-hexamer repeat protein 5. Bases 1 to 1158 code for a protein of 385 amino acids. Lineage: Eukaryota; Metazoa; Mollusca; Gastropoda; Lepetellida; Haliotidae. The record is from RefSeq and is a predicted model, not a curated record. The transcript has a single exon.
AUGGACACUUGCACUGUGUCUGGGCCUGACAUAGUCAACUGCACUGUAUCUGAACCUGACAGAGACACCUGCACUGUGUCUGGGCCUGACAUAGACACCGGCACUGUGUCUGGGCCUGACAUAGACACCUGCACUGUGUCUGGGCCUGAUAUAGACACCUACACUCUGUCUGGGCCUGACAGAGACACCUGCACUGUGUCUGGGCCUGACAUAGACACCUGCACUGUGUCUGGGCCUGAUAUAGACACCUACACUCUGUCUGGGACUGACAGAGACACCGGCACUGUGGCUAGGCCUGACAGAGACACCGUCACUGUGUCUGGGCCUGACAGAGACACCGACACUGUGUCUGGGACUGACAGAGACACCGUCACUGUGUCUGGGCCUGACAGAGACACCGGCACUGUGUCUGGGACUGACAGAGACACCGACACUGUGUCUGGGCCUGAUAGAGACACCGGCACUGUGUCUGGGACUGACAGAGACACCGGCACUGUGUCUCGGUCUGACAGAGACACCGGCACUGUGUCUGGGACUGACAGAGACACCGGCACUGUGUCUCGGUCUGACAGAGACACCGGCACUGUGGCUAGGACUGACAGAGACACCGGCACUGUGUCUGGGACUGAUAGAGACACCGGCACUGUGUCUGGGCCUGACAUAGACACCGGCACUGUGUCUCGGUCUGACAGAGACACCGGCACUGUGUCUGGGUUUGACAGAGACACCGGCACUGUGGCUAGGCCUGACAGAGACACCGGCACUGUGUCUGGGCCUGAUAGAGACACCGACACUGUGUCUGGGCCUGACAUAGACACCGGCACUGUGUCUCGGUCUGACAGAGACACCGGCACUGUGUCUGGGCCUGAUAGAGACACCGGCACUGUGUCUCGGCCUGACAGAGACACCGACACUGUGUCUGGGACUGACAGAGACACCGGCACUGUGGCUUGGCCUGACAGAGACACCGGCACAGUGUCUGGGCCUGAUAGAGACACCGGCACUGUGUCUGGGACUGAAAGAGACACCUGCACUGUGUUUGGGCCUGACAGAGACACCGGCACUGUGGCUAGGCCUGACAGAGACACCGGCACAGUGUCUGGGACUGACAGAGACACCUGCACUGUGGCUGGGCCUGAUAGAGACACCUGCACUUAG